Molecule: messenger RNA, 1104 nt
Organism: Fusarium odoratissimum NRRL 54006
Lineage: Eukaryota; Fungi; Ascomycota; Sordariomycetes; Hypocreales; Nectriaceae
Exons: 2
Coding region: 1-1104 (367 amino acids)
Source: RefSeq, a predicted model, not a curated record
AUGGCAACCGUUGAAUGGCUAACGACGAGGGAGCAUCACGGGCAUGGCGGGCUUUUAAGACCCCCGUCUGAUGGUUAUCAGGCUUUGAUUCCGUUAACACGAUUAUAUCACCCACCAUCUCCGCACAAAGUACAUCCGAGAGCAGACUGGGUCGUUGAGAAAGUUCGGCAAUGGCUGUACCCGCAUCUUGAGCAACUGGGCGCUGAGAAGCUCAUCAAGGGCAUCGUGAACGGGACAGCGUCCAUGUGCACCUAUCUCUACCCAAACGCCGAUGAUGAAGGAAUCUUUCUCGCCACAGGCUUCAUGACGGUUCAAUUUGUCAAUGACGACAUCUUCGAUAGCGCUGCUAUUCUCAAGGCUAUCCAGGCGACUCCGUCGGGACAACGUCUGGCUAGGGAUCUCCAGAAGCUGCGCGAUACACCGCAGAGGCUGGCAGACGGGAUCGUAUGUACUGCACGUAUAAUGGAGAAUCCUCACGCAUAUGAAGAGUGCUGCGAGAUCAUAUCGGACUUGGAGACACACCCGUACCUUCUGGGAGCUACCCACGAGCUUUCGGCGCGUAUGCAUUUGCGCGGUCGACGGAUCGACGAGAAGCGCUUCGAGGUAUGGCUGGCCAAGUCAUGCGCUUCCAUGAAGGACUUUGGCAAGUCUCAUGCCCUGAUCUACAGUGAAGCCAAAGAUAUGACCGUCGAAGAAUACGCAGGCCAUAAAUUGCGGAAUUCUGGAAUGGUCUAUACCGUUCUCUUCGUCGAGAUGGCCAUGGGUACUUUUCUCUCUGAGGAGCACAACGCUAUUCCACGAAUCCCCGUGCUGGUACGUACGGAGAAGAUUGGUUUAUAUGAGGCUGCGCAACGAGUCGCUGCAAUGUCACAAAGACAUGCCCAAGAGGUGAAGCGCAUCUGGAUUGAGAUUGAAGCCGAGUGCGAUGACGACAGCGAAGAGGAUACUGUUCCUGGAACGUACGUGGCGGACAUGGAGUUGUUUGGCGCAGCGUGUUGGUCUUGGCAACUUCAGGGCACAAAGCGAUACUUCUCCAAGACGUCGCCAUUUGUUGAGCUGCGACUGGCGGGCGUGAGUCUGGAGGCAGAAGCUGAGAAGGCCUAA